Molecule: messenger RNA, 3991 nt
Organism: Amphibalanus amphitrite
Lineage: Eukaryota; Metazoa; Arthropoda; Thecostraca; Balanomorpha; Balanidae
Product: inactive phospholipase C-like protein 1
Exons: 20
Coding region: 261-3524 (1087 amino acids)
Biological process (GO): lipid metabolic process; intracellular signal transduction
Molecular function (GO): phosphatidylinositol-4,5-bisphosphate phospholipase C activity
Source: RefSeq, a predicted model, not a curated record
GUGUUGCGGCAGUGGACAUCGAUUGGCGGCGCGCGCCGGGGGUCUGCCGCUGCGCCGUGUGUCGUCUGGUCGGCGGGGAGGGGCGCGCGGGGGAGGGGGGUGGGCCGUGGCCGGCGACCGUCGGUGGCCGCCGCGGACUGUGCCGCCGGCGGCGGGAGGGGAUGUGUCGGCCGCUCCGGCCAGAAUCGAUGCGGUGAUGUGCGGUGCUGCGGUGACGGCCGACGGUCCAGCGGAGAGUGCACGUGACCGCGCCGGGCGCGAUGAGUGAGACCGAGCCGGCCGAGGCGGGCCGCCUGAACGGCGUGGGCCGGCACCUCUCGAUGGGCGGUGAGCCGCCGCCAGAGCCGCGGCCGGCCCAGAAGCCGCUCAGAAAGACCAAGUCGGUGUCGUUUCACAGUGCUACGUGUCUCAGGAGCGAGCGGAAAGUCUCCAGUGUUCAAGAAUGUCUACAGCGGAUGAUUGUCGGCAGCACGCUGAUCAAGAUCCGACCAAACCUGCGCCAGUAUCACCGGUUCUUCAGCGUCACAGAGGACCUGACGGCGGUCCGGUGGGUGCCCUCGAAGAAGUCCAACAAAGCUCAAGUGCCCAUCGACUCCAUCAAGGAGAUUCGGACCGGAAAGAACACCCCCAUCUUUCGCAACAAGGAGUUCAGCGGCGCCUAUUGCGAGGAAUGUGCCUUCUCAAUCAUAUACGGCGAGGAGUUCGAGUCCCUAGACCUUGUGGCUCCGUGUCCGGAUGAGGCCAACAUAUGGAUCACAGGACUGAACGCCCUCAUAGCUCCCGACGGUAUGGACGAGAAGGCAGCCGUGCGGGAGCGCUGGCUGGCAGAGAUGUUCGCCCGAGCUGCCGGAGACGACCUGGCCCUGCUGGACGAACGUGCUGCCAUCGAGCUGAUGCGACGACUCAACUCCCAGAUCACCACCGGGCGCAUCAAACAAAAACUGGCGGAGUAUGAUAACCAGAGGGCGGACGGCGAUGUCAGGGGCAUGCUCACAAGUCGGGAGUUUAUCGACAUGUUCAAGGAGAUCGCCACCCGUCCCGACAUCUAUUUCUUGUUACUCAGGCAUUCCAAUAAAGAGUACAUGACUGUAGAAGAUCUUCACCUUUUCCUUGAAGGGGAACAAGGGAUGACGGGUUUAACGUGGGAGAAGUGUAUGGACAUCAUCAAACACUACGAGCCGAACCCGGAGUCUCAGAGGAGUGGCCAGCUCAUGAUAGACGGCUUCACCCGUUACCUGCUGUCGGCCGAGUGUGACGUCUUCAGCUGGCGGCACCGCAAGGUGUGCCAGGAGAUGACCCACCCGCUGUCUCACUACUUCAUCUCGUGCUCCCACAACACCUACCUCAUGCAGGAUCAGCUGCGCGGGCCCUCCAGCGUCGAGGGGUACAUCCGCGCACUCAACAAUGGCUGCAGAUGCGUCAAAGUGGACUGCUGGGAUGGUCGAGACGAGGAGCCGAUGGUCUACCACGGCAACACUCUGACCUCCCGGACACCUCUGCUGGAUGUCGUAAAAACCAUCAGCGACUACGCCUUCGAGGUGUCCGACUACCCGUUGAUACUGCACUUGGAGAACCACUGCAGUCGACCGGUACAAAAGCGCAUCGUCCAACUGCUGCGGGACACUCUGGGGAAGCGGCUGUACGUGCACCCCACCAACUGCCGCAAACAGGUCACAGAGCUGUCCCCGCAGGAGCUCAAACACCGCAUCCUCAUCAAGGGCAAGAAGCUGCCGGCCGGCACCGAGGGUGACGGGGAUGUCAGUGACGAGGACGAGGGCGGCUCGUACCGGGCCGACUCCCGGAAGGUGCCGCUCUGUCGCGAGCUCUCUGACCUCAUCAGCCUACACCGAACACGGCUCACAGAAACAGCCGGCCUCAAGGAGCGAGGGUCGUGGAACGAGAUGUGCUCAUUGAGCGAGUACACUGCCAACAAGCUGAUCCAGACCUGUCCGGAGGACUUCAUCCAGCAGAACAAAUCGACGCUCACCCGCGUCUACCCCAACACUUCCCGCGUCGACUCCAGCAACUACAACCCGCAGGACUUCUGGAACGUCGGCUGUCAGCUGGUGGCACUCAAUUUCCAGACCCCAGGUACCAUGAUGGACGUGUACGAUGGACGGUUUCGACAGAACGGCUGCUGCGGCUACGUGCUGAAACCGGCCGUGAUGCGGGAACCUAUCGGCUUUUUCUCACCCUUCACCAAGGACCCCGUGCCGGGAGUCACACCGCAGAUGCUCAAGAUCAAGGUAAUAAGCGCCCAGCAGCUGCCGAAGCCACGGGGAUCCACGGCCAAGGCGACUGUGAUCGACCCGUACGUGGUUCUGCAGGUGUUCGGAAUCCCCGCUGACUGCGCCGAGGUACGAGGCCGAACGGUGUCCAACGAGGGCAACUCGCCGAUUUUCGACGAGCCGUUCGAGUUUCUCAUCAACCUACCGGAAAUGGCGCUGCUGCGCUUCGUCGUUCUCGACGACGAGUUCAUUGGCGACGACUUUAUCGGCCAGUACUCGAUACCUUUCGACUGCCUGCAAACGGGUUAUCGGCACGUGAACCUGCUGUCCAACACGGGUGAGCCGCUGGACAACGCCACCCUGUUCGUCCACGUGGCCAUCAGCAGCUGCGUCGCCGGCACGAGGCGAAAAUCCAGAUCUGAGAAGAUAAAUAUGGAAAUCAAAUCUAUCGGGCUGAAAGACGUUGACGAGUUCUUCAAAGUGAACCUGGUUCCUCUGGUGGCGCAGGCGAUGAAGUGGCGCGCGGACGUCACGGACUCGAUGGCUCGACUUCAGUCCGAGUGCGGCCUGGGCGACACGGCCAACAUCAAGCAGUGCGUGCGCGUCAUCAUUCAGCGGCUGGCCAGUGCGCACGACGUCACCGGACUCGUGCUCAGGGAAGAGGAUGGGUUGCCGAUGCUGGUGGUGAGCGGCGGCCCGCUGUCACCUCACCUCAGCCGCUCUCUGAGCACGCUCGAGUCAGCGCUGCUCGAGUUCGGUCACAUGACCACCGGCUGUGACGACCUGGUCCGCCAGCUGCACGCCCAGUUCGCCGUGGUCACUGAGAUGUACGAGGGUCUCGGAGACCGCUGUCUGGCCGCCGGACUCAAGGGAAAGAAGAAGGACAGGGCGCAUGAGAAUUUCGCCUGGAACGCGCGGGUUAUACAGGGUCAGAUGGAUCUGCUGGAGGCGUGUAGAAGAGACUGCCGGCAGCGGCUACAGCAGAUGCAGUCCUCCCAGGACAUGAUAACCAAGUACCUCUCCAAGGACCGGUCUCCGGCCACCCGGGAGCGGCCGCGACUGACGGUGCCGCUGCCGCCGACCGAGCGGGAACCUCCGGUGUGCCACACACCUCCUACCCCGGCCACCUCGAGCGGCGACCUGCGGCCCAAGAGCAUCCUCAAGAAGACCAACUCGAGCGUGGAGCCGAGUCUGGUGGUCGACAUGCAGCCGCUGGGGCUGACUGAGGCGCCCGUCAGUCCGCUCUCGCUGAGCCGCGCCUCGGUGACGCCGCCCGACCCGGACACGGCCUUGUGAUGGACGUCGGCGCAGCUGGCCCUCGUGUGGCUACUGGCGGGCUCGCGGCCGGGCCGGCGGACCGCUGCGGCCGGUCCGCCGGCGGCAGAGCGCUGCCAGGGGUGCUGUGAGGCGCAGCAAGUCGCCGCGCCGCCUAGUCUCUGUGUGCGAACUCAGGACCCGGCUCUCGCCCGUGAAGGAGCGGAGAGACAGCGAGAAGAGAGAGAUGAAUCAUGAGCAAUACCGCGGGUGUCGCGCUCGCUCGCUCGCGCGGCGCCGGGCCGCCCGGUGUCGUCAGUAGGUACGUUAUUUGUUAUCCGCUCGCUGCACUUGUGAUUGUUAUUAUGAAUGUGUCGUCGGCGCCCGGGCGCUGCCGAAGACCGGGUGUCGCCUCUGACCAGAAUAGUGUCAUGUAGCGCGAGCGAGAAGUUAGUCAGACGACGUUGUGCCAGUUACCCCGAAUAAAAUGUCAUGGUAUAGAAGAUGAA